Molecule: messenger RNA, 491 nt
Organism: Cavia porcellus (domestic guinea pig)
Lineage: Eukaryota; Metazoa; Chordata; Mammalia; Rodentia; Caviidae
Gene: Nicol1
Product: NELL2 interacting cell ontogeny regulator 1
Exons: 4
Coding region: 160-444 (94 amino acids)
Source: RefSeq, a predicted model, not a curated record
CCCGGCCAGUAGGGACCCGGGUUGCCAUAACGACAGAGGGGGCACUGGUGUGGUUGAGCGGGGCGCGUGCGCAUGCGCCGUUGUGGUGCGUCAUCUGAGUCGCCGGGCUGCUGCUCGCGGGGUAGCUGAGCCGCGGGCGGCCCGGGUCCCUCCUCGGCCAUGGCCCCCUCGCUCGCGCGCCGGGCCCUGCUGCCGCCGCCGCCGCCGCCGCUGCUGCUCCUGCUGCUGAGCGUGGCCCUGCUGGGCGCGCGCGCCGAGCCCCCGGCCGGGAGCGCCAUCCCUGCGCAGAGCCGCCCGUGCGUGGACUGCCACGCGUUCGAGUUCAUGCAGCGCGCGCUGCAGGACCUGCGGAAGACGGCCUACAGCCUGGAUGCGCGGACCGAGACCCUCCUGCUGCAGGCGGAGCGUCGGGCCCUGUGUGCUUGCUGGCCAGCUGGUCGCUAACCACUCCAGCCAGUGCUGUCUUCUGUCAAUAAACUCCACUCACAGUG